Argentina anserina (silverweed cinquefoil) is the source of this 715-nucleotide messenger RNA. Its product is annotated as AP-4 complex subunit sigma. The record is from RefSeq and is a predicted model, not a curated record. Bases 67 to 498 code for a protein of 143 amino acids. Gene Ontology annotation, cellular component: intracellular membrane-bounded organelle. Gene Ontology annotation, biological process: protein transport; vesicle-mediated transport. Lineage: Eukaryota; Viridiplantae; Streptophyta; Magnoliopsida; Rosales; Rosaceae. The transcript is spliced from 4 exons.
CUGCAGAAACAAAACAGAAACAGAAACAGAAACAGAAGAGAAGAGAAGAGGAGAGGAGAGGAGAGAAUGGGGAUCCGAUUCAUAUUGAUGGUGAACAAACAAGGGCAGACCCGUCUUGCCCAAUACUACGAAUAUCUCACCCUCGAAGAAAGGCGAGCUCUUGAAGCUGAAAUCGUACGCAAAUGUCUCGCCCGCAACGAACAACAGUGUUCAUUUGUUGAGCACCGGAAUUACAAAAUUGUUUACAGGCGGUAUGCUUCACUGUUUUUCCUUGUUGGAGUAGACAAUGAUGAAAAUGAGCUUGCAAUUUUGGAAUUUAUUCAUCUCUUAGUUGAAACCAUGGACCGCCAUUUUGGCAACGUGUGUGAACUAGACAUCAUGUUCCAUUUGGAGAAAGCGCAUUUCAUGCUGGAGGAAAUGGUCAUGAACGGAUGUAUCGUCGAGACAAGCAAGACUAACAUUCUGGCACCAAUACAGCUGAUGGACAAAACUUAUUGAAAAGACGCCAAAUUGUAUCGAGCUUCUUGGCAGCCAGGCUUACAUUCACUCAAGUUCCCUGUUCUGUUGUACAAUAACUGCUAAGAGCUAGAAUUGAAGUUGUUCAUAAGAUAUUCUGUUUUAUUUUAUUUCAUGACAGCAUGCUGUGAUGCUGGUCCUAUUCAUAUGACAUUUUGUACUUGUGUGACUGUCAGCAUAUAAAUCAUUCUUGAAUCUG